UUCUGCCACGAAGAGCAAAAGGACACCUUUGCAUAAGAAAAUACCUGCGGUCACAGACAGUAAAGUGUAAAAGUUUUUCGCGAUUUUGCCGCACAAAUGACCGACACUUACGUGUACUGCAACGGGCGUACGGAUAGCUCCGCAGCGCCCAAACACCUUCAAUCAGAGACGAUGACGGCAAAAGCUGCAGGCAAUCGGAAUAUGAACUGGCUUAUCCAUAGCUUAUACACGAGAAAUGAUUACUCAUUGUGCAAAAAACUUAUAAAUAGACAGCUAAUGAUAAACUUCGAUAAAGAAUAUCUUUAUUAUGUAAAGGGUCUGAUUUUGCGUAACGAAGACAGUCCAUCUGAGGCAAUCAAUUGCUUUCAGCAGGCAAUAAUGGUGAACAGGAAGAAUCCCGAUAAUUAUAAAGAACUGGCAAAGACUUUGUUUACAAUGGCUCGCUUCAAGCAGGCACUGGAGGUGUUCCUCAAGGCGGAAACGCUACUGGAGCGACCCGAUCCCGAGGUUUAUCAUUACAUUGGUGAACUGUUCUAUCGAAAUUUUGGUCAACCAAAGGCCGGAUUGCCGGAAGCCAAAGAAUAUCUGAAACAGUCCGUGAUGUGUGGUAAACAUGUCGAUAGCUACAAAAUUCUGGCUGAGAUUUAUAUUGAUGAAGGUGAUAAUGUUAAAGCCAUUGAAAUGAUAGAGAGUUGUCUACAGGUUACACAAGAUGACGUUACUCUGAUGACGCAGAUUGGAAUAUUGUAUUUGAAAAUCAACGAGUAUCAAAAAGCGUUUGAAAAAUUGUUGGAUGCAAUCGCAAUAGACGACAAGUGCGCAACUGCCUUGCUGGCAUUAGGAUCCAUACUUCAAUCCAAAAAUGAUAUCGAUGGUGCGUUAAACAAAUACAAACAGAUAUCCAACCUAACGAACGAGGGAGCGGAAGUGUGGAGCAAUAUCGGGUUAUGUUUUUUCAAGAAGCAGAAAUAUAUCGCCGCUAUUUCCUGCCUCAAGAAAGCAGUUUGGGGUGCUCCACUCAAUUUCAACGCUCUUUACAAUUUGGGACUAAUUUUGGUGACUGCCCAACAAUACGUGAGUGCAUUCCAAACGCUAGCCGCAGCAAUUUGCCUUCGACUGGAUAAUGCAGACUGCUACAUGCUUUUGGGAACGUGCCUUCGUCAUCUCAACGAUCCGGGCAACGCGUACCUUUCGAUGGAGAAGUCUACGAUGCUGCCAGAUGCGAUAAAAAAUCCUUUAAUCUACCUGAACUUCGCUCUCUUCUGCUACGAAAUAGGAAAGCCGGAUCAAUCUGUGUCAUACCUGACAAAUUUCAUCGAAAUGACCCAACACAUCAAUGUCCACCGAGAGUAUCUGAAGAUGGCAGACAGACUGAACGCAGCCCUGUCUCCGUCGAUUAACCUUCGGCCGAUUUGCGUUCCUGCAGCUGACGGAAGCAUGACCCCGGCAACCGGUGCUUCCAUUUCAGCAGAGCACACCGACACCGGAAUCCAUAAUGAGGCUGAAAGGACAUUUUCGGCGGAUAUCGCCAGAGACAACACGAGCGGUUAUGACGAAACAGCAAAUGACGCAUCGGGGUGGAAAAAGGAAGGCAGCCGCGACCAGAUUGUCUAAAUGGAAUCGUUGUGGGAAAGGGUUUUCUGUUCGGUUGCUGGGUUGAAUUUGCAUGAUGUUUGGAAUAUAGGCUUUAGUGAACGAACUACCGCCAAUCAAUAAACGAUUUGUGUCGCGAUUUAAGAUUUGAAAG
This is a messenger RNA of Wyeomyia smithii (pitcher-plant mosquito), 1747 nucleotides long. It is a transcript of the gene BBS4, whose product is annotated as Bardet-Biedl syndrome 4 protein homolog. The record is from RefSeq and is a predicted model, not a curated record. The transcript has 10 exons. Gene Ontology annotation, cellular component: ciliary basal body. Gene Ontology annotation, biological process: cilium assembly; protein localization to cilium. Gene Ontology annotation, molecular function: protein binding. NCBI's taxonomy places the organism in Eukaryota, Metazoa, Arthropoda, Insecta, Diptera, Culicidae. Bases 97 to 1614 code for a protein of 505 amino acids.